AUGUUUAAGAAGGAGCCUCACAUAAAAGCUUUAAGUAAUUUGAAGAAUUCCGAAAGAAAGAAGUUGCUACAAACAUUCCAAAAACAAACGAAUAAUGAGGAAUAUAGCUUUCGUACUUCCACUAUAAAACAAACCAACUUUAACGGCCAGAAAAGUGUAGGAACGGUUUACACAGAUGAGAAUAAUACCCCAAUAUUAUUCAAGGAAAAGCAUAAGGAGCAACUUUUUCCAACUGUGUAUUCUUGUUGGGAAUAUCCUGCGUUAUUGCCGAUCGUUUUAACUCAUGGAUUUGUUAUAGAAGAACAUUUAUUCAACGGCGCUAACUUAAUGAUUUCCGGUUCGAUCCCACCCUUUGAUCCUCGUUGUAAAAUAGGUACUCUUUGUGGUAUAGCUAGCAAACAGGCACCAGAAACUGUCUUAGCCAUCGGUAUUGUCGAAUUAGAUCUACCGUCCUUUGAUAAAGUAAUUGGUGAAACAGGAGUUGCUGUCAAAAUCAUACAUCAUUUCAAUGAUGGGCUCUCCAAAGUCUUUAAAAUGAAAUUGGAACCUCCAUUUGUUCUCAGUACUCAAUCAAAGGAUAACAAUAUCAGUAGUAAACAGAUAGAAUCCUCGGAGCAAAUCAAGGCUGUUGAAAAGGAACAAGAAGAUGUAAAAGAAGCGUCUGUUGAUGUAGAGGAGAUUGCUGAAGUUCUAGACCAUUUCACUGUGUCGGAUGUAGAUUAUUUCAUUACAAGAGCAUUAUAUUAUACCUUGACUCAAGAUAAAGGUUUGGAAUUACCCAUUUCAGCUUCUAACUUCAUCUCAAACCACAUUAUGCGUAAUUUGCCUCCAAUUGAUCACAAUGAAGUCAAUGUAAAGAAAACUUCAUGGAAAAAAAGCGCAAAAUUUUUGAAACACUUCGAGAAAGAAGGCUUCUUGAAAUUAAAAGGAAAGGGGGAUGACUUAACUAUUGUGGGCAAAAAUACUGACAAGGAUGAGUUAAAGAACUUUGUGCCAUAUAAGCUUGGUUGUAGCAAGUCUGCCACAGAAAGUAGGGAGAGCACAACCUCGAAGGAGAAAACAUCUGGAAUGAUGUAUUCACUGACUCUGUAUAAACCCUUUAAUCUUGCCAAAGAUCUUUUGAAGGAGGUUAAUUUGGCUUCUCACACGUACUACACCUCUCAGGACAUUAGAAGCGCGGUUUCUCAGUAUAUUUCUGUCAAGAACCUAGCAGACACAAAAGAUAAAGGAAAAGUUAUUAUGGACGAUCUAUUAUUCGAUAUGGUCAAUAAGAAGAAGAAAGUCUUGAAUGCUUCACGUAUCAUUGCUAGAGGUGAAAUUUUGCAUCCCUUACUCACCAAUAAUUUUACCGAGUUCUAUCAGAUAUUCAAAAGCGAUGAUACUCUCUUGUUCAAGGCGCCAAUGAAGGGUUCCCUUCCGCAUAUUAAGAUUAUUACUGAAAUGAAAAUUGGCAGAAAAGUUAUUACCAGAGUGAGCAAUUUUGAAGUGUUUCAAGUCGACCCAGAAUCACUUGCGGCUGACUUAAGAAAGAUUUGUAGCGGAUCGACAACAAUAAGUGAAUCACAAACAUUCAAAUGUGCUGAAGUGCAGGUUCAAGGUCCACACGGUCAAUCGAUCAUUGAUCACCUUAACAAGCUAGGUAUUCCAAGCAAAUGGAUAGACUUUGAGAACAAGUUGAAGAAGAAAAAAAGAAAGUAG
Molecule: messenger RNA, 1698 nt
Organism: Saccharomyces cerevisiae S288C
Lineage: Eukaryota; Fungi; Ascomycota; Saccharomycetes; Saccharomycetales; Saccharomycetaceae
Gene: TMA64
Product: Tma64p
Exons: 1
Coding region: 1-1698 (565 amino acids)
Biological process (GO): formation of translation preinitiation complex; translational initiation
Molecular function (GO): translation initiation factor activity
Source: RefSeq, marked reviewed